AUGGACUACGUGCAGAAGGUUGAGGCGAAGAACCGUAAGACCCUGCUUCCAACUCUUUCGGCUAAACGUUUGGACUUCUAGUUCGCCAAAGGCGUUUGUUCAUUAUAUGUAGCUAAAAAAGUUCACGGUCUAGUCGAUUACAUGGGACUAAAGAACAAAAUUGAAGUUUAGAUUGAUUGGUUUGAAAAUCUUAUGAACUUCUUUGCUUGUAAAGUUUUUGACUUUAGCCGCAUUUCAAUGAAGAAAAUAAUUGAAGAACGAUUUCCGUUAGUUUAUAUUAUAUGAGAACUUUUUUGCCAGCCCGAAGGCUGGCUUCACCAAAAAUGGACCGCUCUUAGCUGAGACCAGGUCUCACCCAGAAGGCGCCACGCGGAGGCGGCGAUCCGAGCCCUCCUGCUAUGAUCUUGGUAAGUAUGGUGAUAGCGACGUUGCAUUGUCGGCCUCCUGA
Molecule: messenger RNA, 448 nt
Organism: Caenorhabditis auriculariae
Lineage: Eukaryota; Metazoa; Nematoda; Chromadorea; Rhabditida; Rhabditidae
Source: the annotation of a GenBank genome assembly